Molecule: messenger RNA, 1204 nt
Organism: Linum trigynum
Lineage: Eukaryota; Viridiplantae; Streptophyta; Magnoliopsida; Malpighiales; Linaceae
Source: the annotation of a GenBank genome assembly
CAUCAAGCAGUAGAUCGAAAUCAACCAUCCUUCAAAGCUCAAACAAAAAAAUAUCAAGAUGGCCACAUUUCAUCACCACUCUUUUCUCCUCUCCAUCAUCCUCGUAACCCUAUCUGUCGCCGGGACCGCCGCCGUGAAAUUCCACAUCGCCGCCACCACCCCGGCCAUCAGGUCCACCUUCAACCGCCGCAUAGGGAUCCGCUACGCCACACAGACGAUGACCACAGCCUCCAGCUUCCUCUUCAAGACCUUCAACCAGCGCGACGUGGCCGACCGCAAGCCUUUCCGAAACGUCACCGUUUCCAUCGACAACUCCGCGGACCACGGUCUCGUGGUCAACAACAAGAACGGCACAGAAACCAACGAGUUCCGCAUCGGAGUCAACUGCUUCUCCAACGUCAGCUCCUCCACCACCGCGGCCAGGCGGCGGGAGUUCUCGGGAUUGGUGUACCACUACAUGACGUACGUGUGGGGAUGGAACGGUGGAGGGAAAGCGCCCGCCGGGCUGAUGUCCGGGACGGCGGAUUACGUGCGGUGGAAGGCUGGUUUCGGGCUUCCGGAGAAGGUGGGCGGCGCGGGAGAGAGGUGGGACCAGGGUGACGAUGUGACGGCGAGGUUUUUGGACUAUUGCGGCGGUUUGAAGAAUGGGACGACGACGUCGUUUGUUGCGGAGAUGAAUAAGUUGAUGAAGGAUGGAUAUAGCGACGGGUACUUUAAGCAGCUAUUGGGAAAGAGCGUCGGUGAUCUUUGGAGGGAGUAUAAGACUGCCGUUGGCAAAGACGGUCGGUUCGAACCGAUUUUGCACUGAGUUUUGGUUUGCACGAUAAUUAGUUACGGAUUACGAUCGAGCUUUUUGAUGUGUGGUUGGUAAACUUAAUGUAACGUUACAGAGCUUUUUGGGAUUAAUAUAUCAAUGUUGGUUUGGGAAUACGCACAAGAAAUUGAAGAAUUAAUACGCUAAUUUUGUUUUAAUUACUUCCCUUCAGUAUGGUUUUUGUUUAUUUACUUUUUCUCAUAAUUUAUACGGGUGUUUAUGAGUGAUUGAUUGAUAUUUGGACACAAGUUCUAAGUUCUAAUUUUUUUAAUAUUAAAAGCAGCGGAUUGUAAAAGCGGUUAGUGACUCAAUUUAGAAAGGGUCUUCAACUCGAAUCAGACUUACUAUAUAGUCCACUCACUAUAUACUCACUAAAGACCUAAGUUUAGG